ACAAAUACAUGUCGCAGCUGUAUACAUUAUAUAACUGCACCCUACCUUUUCAUCUUCUCAGUUGUCAUGGAUAAGUAGUAGCAGUCCCCCUCUAUUACAAAACACUCACAAAGUCCUGUCUGAACCAAAGUCAAAACCAUUUCUCUCCUUCAACAAAUCCCUUGAAACCAUGGAUUCACAACUCAACCUGGACUUCUCAUUGCUAAUGCCUAGUGCUAAUUCUACUAACAAUUCUCAGUCUCUCAAAUUCGAUACUUCUCUUUUCGACAUGGAGUCUCAGCUACAAAUCAGACAGUCAAAUAACACCUGCAUUUCUAACAAUAGUCGCCGGGAAACUAUCUCUCUUAUCUUGCAGUUAUCUCACAAGUUUGAUCCUGUGUUGUCUUACCUUGCCAUCGAUUACCUCCAUCGGUUCGUUUCUACCGGACGUAUUGUUAAUCAGGAUGCGAAGCCAUGGAUGUUGAGGCUACUUGCCGUUUCUUGUGUUUCCUUAGCUCUAAAGAUGAGUAAGACAGAAUUCUCUCUCGAUUGUAUACAGAAUGAGGGUGGUUUAAUGUUUGACAAACAAAGCGUCCGACGUAUGGAGUUGUUGAUAUUGGGAGGUCUCAACUGGCAGAUGCGUACAAUCACUCCGUUCUCUUUCCUCUCUUUCUUUCUUUCGUUUUUUCAACUCAAAGACCCGCCAUUGACUGAAGCACUUCAAGCCCGAGCCACACAAAUUAUCUUCGACUCUCAACAUGAAAUGAAGAUACUUGAGUUCAGGCCAUCCAUAGUUGCAGCAUCAGCUCUACUCUCUGCUUCCCAUGAGCUAUUUCCCUUGCAAUUUUCAUCCUUUAGAGACUCAAUUUCAACUUGUUCCUAUGUAAAUAAGGCUAAUUUAUCAAAAUGCAAUGAAGUAAUGGAAGAAAUAGCAGCGGAAAGCUAUGAAUCGAUGUUAGAUAUUGGCGCAAGCUCAAACACAAACACUGCCGUGAAUGUACUUGACCGUGAUUGGUCUAGCUCCAGCUCCGACUGCAGCACCGGUCUAAUUAGUGACACAACAAUUAACACAGAAGCCCGGGGGGACUUUAAGCGACAAAAGAUUACUCUAAGCAGUUUCAGAAGCGAUGAAACGUUUCAGCUUUCUCACAUUCACCACUGCUUAUAAGCAAAGCAAGCUAAAUAACAAUCACAGGAGCCUCUAUCGAAAGCCGAAGGAGUCUAUAACUAAGGAAAUUUUGUAUAAAAAAAAACAAGAAGAAAUUUAUAUUCAAAUUAAGGCUAAUGAUGUUGUACCAGGGUGGAAUAAUGUACAUUAAACGGUACCUAAUGUACUCACUCGGUUCAUGAUUAAUAGCCACUUUGGUUUCUUGCGCC
Daucus carota subsp. sativus is the source of this 1356-nucleotide messenger RNA. RefSeq names its product putative cyclin-D6-1. The coding region runs from base 170 to 1147 and encodes 325 amino acids. The transcript is spliced from 5 exons. Gene Ontology annotation, cellular component: cytoplasm; cyclin-dependent protein kinase holoenzyme complex; nucleus. Lineage: Eukaryota; Viridiplantae; Streptophyta; Magnoliopsida; Apiales; Apiaceae. The record is from RefSeq and is a predicted model, not a curated record. Gene Ontology annotation, molecular function: cyclin-dependent protein serine/threonine kinase regulator activity. Gene Ontology annotation, biological process: mitotic cell cycle phase transition; regulation of cyclin-dependent protein serine/threonine kinase activity.